CGGCCCCAUACGUGCCCCGAUGUUCCAGUCAGCAUCCGAGCAUGGGAGAAACCAGAUCUCGCCAUUGAUGAUCUACCUACGACGUUUCUCUAACCGGUCGACGGGAAUCGAACGACGAUGAUCGGUGAUCGGUGAUCGGUGAUCGGCGAUCGGUGAUCGGUGAACCUCUAAGAUCGUGUACGUUCUCGUGUUUGUGCUCGUUUGAUCGACUCGUUGAUGACCAGUGUGCAUUGAAAGGCGGCUCGAUGGCCACCGUCGGAUUCCAGCCACGCUCAAUGGCGCUCGAAGCGGAAACCUCGCAAGGCACCACCUCCCCAGACACCGUCCAAUGCGGGGGUUGCAGGGCGUCCUACCCCCUCGGCGAGAUCGUGCGGUUCAUCGAGCACAAGGUCAACCACUGUCGCAGCACGCUUCAGGGUUGCCACAGUCCACCGGCAACGGCGGCUCCGGAGGAUUCCGAUCCGGAGGACGCCCUCGCCCUGAAGGCCGUCGAUCAGGACUCGAAGCUGAACUCCGUGCCCAGCAUAUCCGCUCCCAUCAACAAGCGGGGCGGGGGCAGGCUCGAGAGUCCUCCGACGCCUCAGGGCUCGGGACCGGAUGCUGGGAGCCCGAUCGAGUUGAAAGCCAGCGCCAGCUCGACGCCGAAAAGACGGACGGAGACCUCCGACGAGGAUAAAGAGGACCUCCCGAAGAAGCCGAAGAUCGAGUCCGUGGACGCGGACACGAACACAGUCAAUUCUGAACCGAGAUGGCUGCAGUGCUCGCAGUGUUCCAGAAGGCUGUCGUCGGCGUGGGAGCUGUUGCAGCACGUGCAGAGCGUCCACGGCGCCAGGCUCUACACUUCCCCGUCCGCCUCCACGAACUCGUCGUCGAACACGCCGGCACCGAGCCCGCCGACGCCCACCCCGACGCACACCCACCACCUGAGCCCGCCGAAUCACCUGAACCUCAGCGUAAAGUCGACAGGAAGCUCGUCGGUCGCGAAUUCCUCCGGCGGCACGAACUCGAGCGGCAGCAGCGGCACCCGACAACAGCUCCAAUCCUCCGCGUCCUUGGUCGGCGACCCUCUUCACAGCUUUUUGAGGCUACCUCAGCACCUGGAGCGCAGCUUUCCGCCGAUGUUCAGGCCAGACUUCCUGGCCCUGAAUCCACUGGCCGGGUACAGAGGCCUGCAGGAACUCCAGACCGCCACCAGGAACCUGCAGAACCUCGGCGACCCGCUGCGAGGCAUGGACGGCUUGAACCUCGGGGACCCUCUGGUCCGCAGCUCCCUGGAUUCGCUGAACAACGCCCGCAACCUGGCGAACCUCGCCGAACUGUCCCAUGGUCGCGGCCUCGCCGGUCAGGCACAUCCUCCUCCGCUUGAGGCCAACCUGGAUUUUUACUCGGCGCGCCUAAGGAGCCUCGCUAAUCCGUCCUUAGGCGCGGCUCCACCAAGUAGCGGGAACUCGACAACGAACUCUAAUCCCCCUGCCCCGGUGCCGGCAGUGCCGGUGCCGGCUGUACCGGUGUCAAGCACCGUCCAGCAGCAACAGCAGCAGCAACAGCAACAGCAACAACAACAACAACAACCGCAGCAGACACAGCCAGCUCAGAACCACGCGCAGACGGCAGAGCCGGCGAACCCGGCGACCAACAACACAGCGAUCAUCACGCACGCGAACCAUCAGAAGGAGAACUCGCCGCCCUGCUACAACCAGAGCCCGGUCGGCCACCACAACAACAACAACUCGACCGAUAGCGAGAAGACGAGCCCGCCGGUCGCCUUGACGCCGAUCAUCGCCGACUCGGCGUCCGAGACGAUCUACACGUGCGAGGUCUGCGACAAGAAGUUUCGAUUCCAGUCGAACUUGAACGUGCACCGGCGGAGUCACCGGGACAAGGAGAGGCAGUACCAUCAGGAAAACGCGAAAGACGGGCAGACGACGGCCGCCAGGUGCGAGGUCUGCGAGGUCGAGGUGGCCAGCUUCGUGGAACUUAGGAAGCACAUGAGGAAGGAGCAUCAGGAGAACCUGAACGCCGCCAGUCCCCAAGGCAGCCUGGACACCGUACCCGACGACGGAUCCAGCUGCGACGAGAACAUGGACCUGGACGAGGCGGAGGAGAUCCAGCCGAAGGCGGAGAGGGAGGACACCGAGGAGAACACGCCCGAGGAUCUGAGCACCACCCAAGGCCAGAGCGGCGAGGAGAGCGGCGGCCGCGUCGACCAGAAGCCUGUUAGCCUGGUCGGCGACCUUAUGGAGAAGUUCGGGUUGAGCAACAUCGCGCAGUACUCGGAAGCGUACCGGCAGGCGCUGCAGGAGAACCAUCGGGGCGUGUUCAUCAAGACGGAGUCGCCGUCGAACCUGACCAACUCGCUGAACAAUAACAAGGAGAAAGACAGCGCGCUGUCGCCCACGAACUUCAAUUCCUCGACCACACCUAACAUAUUCUCCGGUCAGGGUUUUCCCAGGUCCUCGGGGCCCGACUUCGGCGGCCUUUGGCUGCCGAGCCCGCACUAUCUGGAGAACAACGAGUUCCGCAAGGUGACCAAGGCCACCACGUCCAGCCUGGCGCUGCAGGGCCUGCCGAGCCCGUUGCUGAAGAAGGAGCGCAGCGGGAGGAACGACACGUGCGAGUACUGCGGCAAGGUGUUCAAGAACUGCUCGAACCUGACGGUCCACAGGCGGUCGCACACCGGCGAGAAACCGUACAAGUGCGAGUUGUGCUCGUACGCUUGUGCACAGAGCUCCAAACUGACCAGGCACAUGAAGACACACGGCCGCCACGGCAAGGACACGUACAAGUGCCGAUUCUGCGAGAUGCCGUUCUCGGUGCCCAGCACGCUCGAGAAACACAUGCGGAAGUGCGUGGUGGUGGUGCAACAGGGCCCUAAGCUUGGCAUGCCGUACCCGGCCAGUCAGGACGAGGACUCCUCGCUGAGCACGAAGGACACUUGAUCUUGGAACGGAAGCCUACCGCCGAUCCCGCCACUGUGGCCGCACAGACCGCCCUACCCGGUGUACUGAACAGGGGAUCUUCUUCCUCGGGAGAGCUGAACAGACACGGGGUACGAGUAGAGAAGCCAACAGGCUGGGGAACACGUGGGUGUCCGAUCAGAGACAGUGGGUCCCAAUCGUGGACCGAUGGACAUGGAUGUCGUCCGAUACCGAGGGAGUAUCGUGAUGCACAGGAUCUUUCCCGGACAGUCCGAGGUCGCCUCUCAGGAUCAGGAGAGAGGUGGUAGGUCGGCGAGGGUAUAACC
Messenger RNA from Megalopta genalis, 3244 nucleotides. RefSeq names its product BCL11 transcription factor chronophage (gene Cph). NCBI's taxonomy places the organism in Eukaryota, Metazoa, Arthropoda, Insecta, Hymenoptera, Halictidae. Gene Ontology annotation, molecular function: RNA polymerase II cis-regulatory region sequence-specific DNA binding; DNA-binding transcription factor activity. Gene Ontology annotation, cellular component: nucleus. The record is from RefSeq and is a predicted model, not a curated record. Gene Ontology annotation, biological process: regulation of transcription by RNA polymerase II.